Molecule: messenger RNA, 1002 nt
Organism: Acanthamoeba castellanii str. Neff
Lineage: Eukaryota; Discosea; Longamoebia; Acanthamoebidae
Exons: 8
Coding region: 1-1002 (333 amino acids)
Biological process (GO): nucleus-vacuole junction assembly
Molecular function (GO): protein-membrane adaptor activity
Source: RefSeq, a predicted model, not a curated record
AUGGAUCAUGAGGCACAGAGUGUGGUGAUCGAGGCAACGAAUAUGCUCCUGCUGUCUAAAUACAUCGAGCCGCAAGCCGAAGCCCUCCACACACUCUCGCGUUUGUCUCGAUUCGAUAGCUGGCGAUCGAUCAUCGCAGAACGUGGCUGUCUGUACAAUAUGCUGCUGGGGAUCAACGGGAGGCUGAGCGACAGCUCGCGCAAGUGGGCGCUCAAGUCCCUGGUCCACUUCGCCGAUGAUCGCAAUUACCGGUUGCGGGUGGGUGAAGGUGGUCUCUCGUCGAUCAUCAAAACCACCAUCAACAACCCGUACGACGAAGUCAAGGCGCCGGCGGUCACCAUCCUCGCCAUCCUUGCUUCGAACGAUAGCUACAGGAACCGAAUACUGGGCACCAAAGUACUGGACAAGAUCGUCGGCUAUCUGCAGAGCCACAACGAGAAAUUGAGAACGCAAUCGGCCCAUUUGCUGGUGCAUCUGGCCGCCACAGAUGAGUCCCGAAAGCGGGCUGCGGACCUCAAUGCCGUGGAGGCGGUGGUGACCCUGUUCGAUCGGGCGCCUACGGAGAAUGCCCGCCUCUACUCCGUUGCGGCAAUGGGCCAGCUCGCGCUUACAGCGUCGGUGCGGCGCAGGCUGGGCGACAGCGGAGCCGUGGACGCCAUUGGCCGAUACCUCGAGAACACGGCCACCAGCAGCUCGGCCACGCGCGCCCACUGCUUCGCGGCGUUGGUCCAACUCUCAUUCGAUGAUGAGCUGAAGGCGAAAAUGAAGAAUGGCACCCUGUUGGGUGUACUUCUCUCCUCUUCCGAGUCUUCGGAUCUCGAGGAGCAAAUGUGGGCUCUACGCGCUCUGCUCCACCUCUCCCUUGACGGAGACGGAAAGGCCAAGCUCCAGCAGCUGCGGUGCGGCAACGUGAUGGAACAGAUCCGACGACGCACACAGAAGGCCGAGGUGAAGCUCCUGGCCGAGGAAGUGCUCGCCAGCCUCAAGGCCGCGGCCACAUGA